GUUGUAAUGAGACCUCAUUCCUCCCCCAGCUCCCCGCCGCUGAACCAUCGGCACUCCGAGGCACCAGGGACUUCGCUGAGCUAGGUGGGAGAGUUCCAAGGACAGCAAUCACAGGCAAGGUGUGGAAGUCUCAAAAUGGCUCUCGGAUGUUUAAAGACUCUGAAGUAUAUGCUAUUUGCAUUCAACUUGAUAUUUUGGAUCUGCGGAUGCACCAUCAUGGGAUUGGGGAUCUACAUGCUGGGGAUGCAGAAUGUCGGAGCUCUACUCUCCAGCCUCCCAUCCCUCUCCGUCGCCAACAUCCUGAUCAUCGUGGGAUGUAUCACCAUGGUGGUGGCUUUUCUGGGCUGCACAGGGGCCAUCAAGGAAAACAAAUGCCUGCUUCUCUCGUUCUUCAUCCUGCUCCUCCUGAUCCUUCUGACUGAGGUCCUGGCCGCCAUCAUCCUCUUCUUCUAUGAGAAACAGAUAGACAGUUACAUUGAAAGCGACAUGAAAAGGGCCUUGGAGGAACUGGAAACCACAAAUAGCAGCGGAGUGAAGGAAAUUUGGGAUAAAAUCCAGGCAGGGUUGCAGUGCUGUGGUGUUGUGAACUACACUGACUGGAAGGGUAACAUCCCCCAGUCCUGUUGUCCAGAGAAAGCCUGCAACUCCGGAAACUAUUUUACCAAGGGUUGCUACGGCCUGAUCCGAGACUGGUUUGAGUCAAACUUUCUAAUCAUUGGAAUCACCGUCAUCUGUGUAUCAAUAGUCCAGGUACUCGGCAUGUCGUUCGCCAUGACAUUGUACUGCCACAUAUGUAACAACUACAAGUCAUACGGAGAGUGAGCCAGUGCCGUCCCUCCCAGCGAGGAAGCCCCCGCCCUGUGGGAUUGUAAAUGUAUCUGCGAUUGUGGGUUCUGCUCUUCUGAAGACUUGGACUUUGUCUGUUUCCUGCUGCUGUCAAUGAAUGGAUGGUGCAAGGUUCAACCAUGCAAACCAGGUCCAUCUACACAAGCCCUGCACUGGUUCCACCCAUCCAGUGCAUGUACAUCACCUCUCAUUCUCUCCCUCGCACCUCUGCAUGGAGCCAUUCUCCAAUCAAAUAGACUGCUCUAGAAGAAAGGGCUUCGCAAUUCUAUAUCACAGCUUGGAAGAGCCAUGGGCAGGCCCCUGGAUCUUCCCACAGAAGACUUAACAUUUCAUGGAGUGACAUGGCCAUGUCAGAAUGCAUCCUCAACAGUUGUCCUUUCCUUCUUCAUCUCGAUAAUACAUCCUCCUAGUCCUUUCUCUCUCAUUUCUCAAGCUUCCCCUUAAAUGCAUCUGUUCACCUCUGCUGACAAGUACCACCAUUCUUCAUGACACAUUCCCUGCUAACAUUUCCUGGAUUUAAAUUCCCUCGCAUUUGGAAUCUUCUUCCCUAAGCUAUUAAAUCUUUCUAUAAACUCAAAGCUCCUUUUGGUCAGAUCUCAGACUUCUAUUUUCUAGAGCAAAUAACCCUUUGAUCAGUCUUCCAGGAAGGUUAUAACCCAUCGAUUCAUCCUUGUACAUGAAUUUUUCAUCCUCUAUGGAAUAUUCUUAAUUUAUAAUAUGGAGACCAGAACUGUUCCCAAAACUCCAAGUGAAGUCUAUCUAAAAUUUGAUACGUGUACUAUAACGUCCCUGCUCUUCAUGUUUAUCAGACUAGAAAUAAACUUCAUUAACUUGCUUCAUUUAAUAAUUUGUAGGUUUGUGUCCCAGAUUACUUUGCUUCAAUUCACCAUUUCCAACCUUAUUUUUCAAAGAAUAUUUCUCCUUUUUAUUCUUCUGAAUGAUCGGCCCAGUUGCCUUUAUUGGAGUGAAUUCUUACUUAGCUGGCCAUUCUAAUAGUUUACCUCCCUGAUUAUGGAGGAAAACAAAUCCCAGGCUGAGCCAUUAAUCUCUACCCUUGAUAGUGGGCUGAUUGUAACUUGUCCACAAAUGACCAUUCCCACAAGGGAGCAGCUUUCAGUUCAGGAGCUGCACCACUCUGUCUAACCAAUGGAAUGCAUACAGAUGGCAUGGUUUGGAUGCUGGUUCAAUCCACCAUUGCAACCAGAUCUAGAGUGCCUCACUAACUGUGGAGUGCAUUGGGAUUGCCCAGUAAUUGUGCUGGGAAAGUCUAUUCUUUCCUGCAAUCUGCAAGUCGGCCUGGAUUUGUGAGGUUGAUGUUUCUCACUGAUUGGGAUGGUGCUUGCCUGAUAAACAGGAGAUUCCCAGCUCUGUUGCUAAUCCUGAGGGAUUGUCUUGGGAUUUCCAGAAAUUAAAGAUUAAACUCACAGUGAGGUUAUGUGCGACCCAGUAGGAGUGUUGAAAAUGUAUAUUAUCCCUUACUUGAGCACUCCCGCCUGGUUAAUGGGGUGAGGUCAUUGGAAAUGGGAGGUCAUAUGAUGAAGGCAUCAAAGCAGAGUUGGCAGCUCAGUCUGACCACCCUGAGAAUAAACCUUGCCUAUUAAAUUUGUCUGGAAGUGCUGGAAAUCUGAAACAAAAGCAAAAGAAGCUAGAAACUCUCAAUGGGCCAGGCAGCUUCUGUGGACAGAGAAACAGAGUUAAUGUUUCAGGUGGAAGAAAACUCAUUUACCUGAAACAUGAACUCUGCUACUCCCUCCACAGAUGCUGCCUGACCUGCCAUGUCUUACCAGGAUCCUCUGUGACUAAGUUUGUAUUAGGUUUUGGUUCUUCCAAAUUCCUUUUGUUCAUCUUGAGGGCACUAUUUUAAGUUGAACACCUUCAUUGAAUUAAUGUUGUUUGUUCAAAUGCAGUGAUAGGUGCCUCACCCACCCACCCCCAGUGCAAGGUAACAAGAGGCAAAAGGUCCAAGCCUGCAGCUGGUGUGACAUGGCAACACGGGGCUGUGUCUCUGAAGCUGACUCACACUGUAGCUCUAUGAAUCAAAGUCAAUGAGUGAAAAGGUCCAUGUUGCAGCAGCCAAUCAACAUCAGGCUGCCAGCGGCAUGACUCUCAGAAUGCGAUUGGAUGUCGAGAUGAGAGAUUUUUUAGAACAAAUAGCCCCGACAGGUUGAAUGCCCCCUUUUCUCAACUUUGACACAGUAACCACGGUGAAUUUUUUUUAACUGAUUGCAAAGAAUCCUAGGUAUAACACAGGGCUAUGCUUGAACCAAGAUCAUGGGGGUCAUUAGAAUUUAGCUGAGUUCUGUUUUCCAAAUUUCCACAGCUUCACUCGAUGGUUAACCCAGUGUGUUCACAGUGUCAGCCAAUCAAUCGUGCACUAUAGUUCCUGUUCAAUGGGUCCAGUUGGGAUGUGAUAUGUAAUGAUGACUUCAAAAUCCUUUGAAAUGGCUAAUUCCCAUUUUGAUGAAACAGCUACAGGUUGAAUCUCUCUAUUCUGCCUCCACUGGGACCACAGAAAAUGCCAGAUCACGAAAGUUCACCCAAGAACUCCCUACAUAAACAUAUGCCUAAUCUCUAGGUUUGCUAAUUGCAUAUUUAUUGCUAUGCAUAUAAAGUAGAAUAAAGCUCAAAACUGGAAAUAAAACUAUUAACGCUGUCUGAAAUAGUUUUUAUGAUUUUGUGAAAUCAUAUGUUUUGUGAAAUCUUAUGUUUGAAAAACUGUACUGUACUUUCAUUUAUACUUAAUGCUGUUGAAACAUUUGUAUAUAUAAUAAAGCUUAAAAAAGAAAAUAAA
Molecule: messenger RNA, 3637 nt
Organism: Pristis pectinata (smalltooth sawfish)
Lineage: Eukaryota; Metazoa; Chordata; Chondrichthyes; Rhinopristiformes; Pristidae
Product: leukocyte surface antigen CD53-like
Exons: 8
Coding region: 136-822 (228 amino acids)
Cellular component (GO): membrane
Source: RefSeq, a predicted model, not a curated record